Molecule: messenger RNA, 1204 nt
Organism: Brienomyrus brachyistius
Lineage: Eukaryota; Metazoa; Chordata; Actinopteri; Osteoglossiformes; Mormyridae
Gene: cd99l2
Product: CD99 molecule-like 2
Exons: 11
Coding region: 242-982 (246 amino acids)
Source: RefSeq, a predicted model, not a curated record
GAGACGGACACGCCCAAGUCGCUCUGAAGGCAAACCGCUGUAGCGGCGUCUGUCUUGAGCUGCUGGUCGAUUUCUUCGCACUAUAGUCCCCCUAGUUACUGGGUGUAUAUAUCGCACCGCCUCCUUAAUUUAGUACAGAUUUAGCUGUUUACAGAAAAGAGUAUUAGCAUAAUAACACAGACAGACUGUGUUGUUUUUUUCCGUUAAAUCGGAGGUUUAUGUCGGGUUCAGACUGUCAACCAUGGGCAAAUUUUCAGCGUGGCCUCUCCUUUGGCUGUUUUCUCUGCUGGCUCUGAGAGUCUUGAGCCAGGACCUGGAUCUGGAGGAUGCGUUGGAGUUACCCACGAAAGCACCAGCUCCCAAACCUAAGCCACCAGCAGGCGCUGGUGAAAAAGAUUUAUUAACAGCUAAACCACCAGAAAGACUCACCACAACAACUAAAGCCCCAGCCAAACCAAAAAAGAACCCAGAUCUCAGCCAGAGCGACUACUUUGCACCUACAAUCCGGCCAGGCCUGCUGCCCCGUACAACCAUCAAGGCGCCCAGAUCCACACCCCCUCCUCCCAAGCACCAGUCGGGUGAUCUGAACUUGGAAGAUGCUAUGGAUCCCAGUAAUGACAUCAAGGUGGACGGCAAAAAAAACAAAGGAGUAGAUGGUCAGUUAUCAGACAGAGACCUUGAAGACCUUGAUGGCUAUUCUCCUGAAAAGGGCAAAGGAGGAAGAGAAGACGCAGAUAACAACUACGAUACUUUGGCAGAGACGGGCACCAUCGCGGGCAUUGCCAGCGCAGUUGGUAUGGCGUUGAUCGGCGCAGUGACCAGCUACAUCAGCUAUCAGAAGAAGAAACUCUGUUUCAGUAUACAACAGAGCCUGAAUGCAGAAAUGAUGAAAGAAGAGAACCCUGAAGUCGUGGUGUCCCAGGAGCCUCAAGUCCAAGCGACGUUACUGCAACACCCGAAUGCAGAGACUCCGCAGGAUUAAAAAAGAUCGUACCCAGUCCAGCGCCCUCAUUUUACAUCUAAAUUAAGUGACAUACACAUCACCUCCACCCUCACCCAAUACUGUACAGAUCCUUCCAUCUGCCUGCACAAACCAGACUGUACAUAAUCCUCUAUGCCUUUGUUUAAUAACCACAGUACACCUGCUUAUACACACGUGGACAAAAUUAUUGGUUCCCUUCGGUCAAUGAAAGAAAAACUCACA